AUGACCACGCGAACAUCAUCAUGCCUCUGCAAAUCAGUCCAAAUCGAAGUCACCGGUACCGAUAAAGGGGCUGUGCUGUGUCACUGUGCCAAUUGUCAGGCCCAGAGUGGCAGUGCCUUCAUGCACAAUCACCGCUUCACCAAGUCAGACAUCAAGUUCACCAAAGGCGAACAUCUCGUCAAGAGAUAUGCCGACAAGAACACCAAGAGCGGUAAUGAGCUCACAAGGGGCUUCUGUUCGAAUUGUGGCUCUACGUUAUUCUUGAUGAAUCCAGCGUUCAAAGGCUUAACCAUAUUGACUGCCGGUACGAUGGAUGGAGAAAGAACACAGCCAUCAAUGGAACUGUUUCCAGAAAACAAGUACCAGUGGCUUGGAGAUGUGACGGGCAAGAGCUCGAAGCUUUGA
Zasmidium cellare ATCC 36951 is the source of this 405-nucleotide messenger RNA. RefSeq lists its product as uncharacterized. Bases 1 to 405 code for a protein of 134 amino acids. Gene Ontology annotation, molecular function: carbon-sulfur lyase activity. The transcript is spliced from 2 exons. NCBI's taxonomy places the organism in Eukaryota, Fungi, Ascomycota, Dothideomycetes, Mycosphaerellales, Mycosphaerellaceae. The record is from RefSeq and is a predicted model, not a curated record.